UAUUCCGAUCAAGGGGAAUAAGGAUGCCACACUUGCGGAUUUAGUUGAUGUUAUCAGCGUUAUAGACCAGGAUUUGAUUAAUUUUCUUGGACUUAGCUUGGUUUAUUUGCUGGAUUCCAAUUGUUUUGCUUACUGAUCAGUUAAGUUUCCGAAGACUUGACUACAGAGUCAAAAGUCUAGGAAAAUGAUUUAUCAAUUGUUAGUAUAUUAUAAUGUUUCUGCAGACCAGAAACAGAGCACUUGAUCAGUUCAGUUGCAACUUUUUUUUGUGUACCCCAAUCUUUGUUGUUUUUUGGUAAGUGCCACCAACCGAAUAUUCAUUAAAUAAAUUAUUUCUAGGUAAACCAUGUUUUAAUAUCCCUGUUAAUUUGUUGUGUUUCUUCCUUAUGAUUCAAACAAUAGCCUAUGCCGUUUGAAGUUUGGGGUCGUGUGCUCUGGUUAGUGAUCAUAGCUUCUAUGUCCAGUGCUUUGUAUUUUACAUUUUCUCCACCAUGGAUAUUUCUUAGUAUUAAUAUAUGUUCAUGUUUUGCAGCAGUAUAAUUUUUUGAUCUUGAAAAAUGUCUGCAAAUAGAUUCAUGCUUGAAGGUCCUUCUUACCAGGAUCAAUUCUCAGAAGACGAGGAUGAGGACGUGGUUCGUGCUAUUGAACUCUCUCUUCAAGAAUCAAAGGGAAAAGACAUAUAUAGAGAUUUGGAGUUUCACCAGAAUGAUGAAGUAGAAAUACUUGCACAAGUGCUGGAAGAAAGCACAUUAUCUUAUGCAGAAUUGAGCACUAGCACUGAAGGCAGCGAACUGAAAUGGUGGAAACUAUUCAAGGAGUUUAAUCCAUCUGUCCAUACAUCAAAGGGAACUUCUUGGUGGAGAAAGAGUAGAAAGCGGUGCAAUACUCUUGUUUGUGAUGUAUGCGAGGAACAAAUUAGCUCGGAGUGGUUAAGGUGUACCUACUGGGGCCAGACUGUCUGUAAAAAGCAUAUAUCAGAUGGAACUCCCUGCUGCGGUGCCUGUUCUAGAUUUAAGAUAGGAGACGUGAAGUAUAUCACUCUGAGUGAUGGUCGACAACUUUGCCCUGAUUGUCGUUAUACAGCAGUGAUGGAUCCUGAAGACUGUAAGCCCCUUCUUGACGAAGUUCACAGAUUUUUCAAAGGCUUAAACAUGAAAAUCAGAUAUUACAUUCCAAUUCUGCUAGUUGACCAAGAAGAGAUAAUCAGAAUCCAUAAAAAGGUGUGUAGAACAUAUGCCAACAUUGGCAAGGUUUCUAAAUCAAUACAAAGGGGUGAAAAUGUUGAAGUGGUGAAAGAAGUAGAACAACUGCCUCCAGGACGCAAAGUGAGAGCAGUGCUGCUUUUAUACGGCUUUCCAAAGUUGGCCAUCGGAUCAACUUUGGCUCAUGAACUGAUGCAUGCUUGGAUGCGCGUUCAAGGCUAUAGAGGACUGGCCCUAAACAUUGCAGAAGGUCUUUCUCAGGUUAUGGCUCACAAGUGGCUAGAAUGGCAAUCUUUCACGGGCAAUGACUACAUGAAGGGUACAAGUGAAAAAGCUCAGUUCUUGAGAAAUUUGAAAGAAUUUAUGAAAGAUGGAAUAGAGAGAAGAUAUUCUGAGGCAUAUGGUCAUGGAUUUAGAGAAGCAAAAUGGGCAGUUGAACGUUAUGGUUUAAUAUACACACUCGAGCAUAUAGCUCGUAAGGGAAAGUUACCUGAAUGACUUAAUUCAGCAAAAUGGGCAGUUGAACGUUAUGGUUUAAGGUUCACACUCAAAAGCAUAUAAGCUCGUAAGGGCAAGUUACCUGAAUGACUAUCGAACCCUCACCAACAAGGUGAGAGUUCAGGUACUCAACCAAUUAAGCUACUAAGAUUCUCCUAAAUGACUUACUUCUCCGGGUGACAUUAUUAAUUUUUGUGUUAAUUCAUUCAUCAUUGGGAUGAAAUUGAUGGUUCUUGGACAAACAUUUCUGUGAAAAACUUGUAAUUUUUUGUAAUUUACUUUUGUGACUCCAAAUUGAGGCCCUGAAAUUACAUGGGUAACACAAAUAGUACAUAGGGAUAGUGACUUAUUUUUCUUACAACCUUCUUGACUUUUAAUAUCA
Molecule: messenger RNA, 2082 nt
Organism: Solanum stenotomum
Lineage: Eukaryota; Viridiplantae; Streptophyta; Magnoliopsida; Solanales; Solanaceae
Product: protein DA1-like
Exons: 10
Coding region: 558-1700 (380 amino acids)
Molecular function (GO): ubiquitin binding
Source: RefSeq, a predicted model, not a curated record